UUGAGUAAAGUUCAUUGUGUUUUUCGUCGCCAUUCGUGUAAGAUCAGAAACCUCACAAAAUUACUGUCAACAACAUAGUAUUUCUAUAAAAUUUUCUAUAUAAAUUAUUCCGAGUAAACGAUGCAGCGACGAAAUAAAUUACGCAAUUGUUUGAUCAAUAUAACGCCCUGCGUGCAGCAAAUGUGUUCCUAUACCACCAGACGACAUUUACUGGCUACGCAGGCCGCGUCCGCCCACAAAUAUCCGGAGUCUGAAAUCCCCAAAAGGAAGGUGGUGGAGACGACUGGCGGGUGGGGGCGUGGUCUACUGGCGGGUGCCCGCCUUCCAACAGCCGUAAGUCUGGUCAGUCGAAAUGUGUCGGAUACCGCGAGGAACGAGGUGAAAACCGCAUUCAUUCGGUAUGGGAAGUCUAUGACCGAUUUGGCCAGGAGUGCCCGAAAGCUAUAUAAGAGUGCUCGGUUGAGGAACGCUCCUUUACAGCAGUCCAUGCCCGGAAGAAACAAUGCCCAUGGUGCAUGGCCCCUAAAAGUGCCGGAGCCCCGUGCUUGUGCGAUAACCGAGCGGCUUACCAAGUUGUUUUUCCGAGACCCCUGGAAUUAUCCCCCUGAAAAAUAGGGGGCAGCAGAAGAAACAUGGCUUUCUAAUUGUAUAUUUUAGAUCUCUUUGAAGCGGUGAUUUUAAGGCAAGGAAAAGCGUGGUAUUUUACUUAAAAGUCGCUAUAUUGUUUUAUCCAAAUAUAUAUUUUCUAAAAAUUGUAUAAAAUGCUAAGAUAUUAAAUUUGGUUCGUUUUUCCGAAACGUAAGUAGGCAACUAAGACUACAAUGUCGAUUCAGGAUCUGUAGGGAUUUUAUCCAAUUUCCUGGGUAUUUUCUAAUCGCCUCAUCGGGACGAUGGACUGCAAUGUCACAUGAAUAUCCUUCGCACCGUUUAGUGGUAUCUUAUUUUGCGCAGAGC
Drosophila erecta is the source of this 954-nucleotide messenger RNA. RefSeq lists its product as uncharacterized. The transcript is spliced from 3 exons. The record is from RefSeq and is a predicted model, not a curated record. Bases 121 to 615 code for a protein of 164 amino acids. NCBI's taxonomy places the organism in Eukaryota, Metazoa, Arthropoda, Insecta, Diptera, Drosophilidae.